AACCGGUGAUGCCCAAUGGACAGCCUACCCUUAAUUACCAGCAUCAAAAAACCCAAACUCAAAUAGGUCCACAGUUGCUACAACAACCAUCAAUGCAGCAGCCGUUAGGAAACAGCAACCCAUCCAUGCACAGACAACUAUCGCAGACAACAACGCAUCUUCCUACACAACGACAACUGAUACAUCAGUGGUCAAAGUCACUGCAGCUACAACUGCGAUCACUGAUAGAGCUGCAACAACAGUUACUAACUAAAAAGCAAGAACAAACGCAGAAUACAAAUCCUAAUUUAAUACAGCAACUUCCUCAACAAGUUGUGCAGGCACCACAGAAUACUCCUAAUAUCCAAACUUUAUCUACAAACAACGCAAAUAGAGUUACACUUUUGAAUCAAAACCCUCAACUAAAUAGUGGUUACCAACAACAAAAACAACAACAACAAAAACAACAACAACAACAACAACAACAACAACAAUUUCAAAUAAACCAACUACAGCAACAGACAACACAGAUGCAACAAUUUCAGAAUGAGCAGCAACAGCAGCUGAAACAACAACCACAACAGCCACAGAGGGACCAACAAUUGCAAAGCCAACAGCAAUAUUAUCAGCAGCACCACCAACAACAAAAACAAGCACAGAAUCAUCAAACACAACAAUUGCUACACAGUCUUCAAGGUCAGCAGCAAAUGAUACCACCACAUAAGCCGCAAAUGAUACAACAGUUAAUACAUCAACAGCAGCCACUGCAGAACAAUCAACAACAGACACAGGAGCAGCAACAACAACCUAAUCAGUUUCUCCAUCAACAAGGACAGCAACAGCAGCAGCAGCAACAGCAGCAAUUACAGUCAAAACAGACAACAAACCAAAUUCAAUUGGGACAAUUAAAAAACAAAAUUGGAUCUCCAAUAUUACUUGAUGCUUCGUUACUAGGACAGCAGCAGCGACAGCAUCAGCAGCAGCAACAGCAAAAGCAACAGCAACAAAUACAGCCCCAACAAUUAGAACAGCCAAUAAACCAAAUUCAGUUUGGACAAUUAAAAAACAAACUUGCGUCACCAGGUUUACUUAAUGUUGCGUUACAAGAACAGCAGCACCAACAACAACAGCAGCAGCAGCAACAGCAGCCGCUGCAGCAGCAGCGACUGCAACAACAGCAGCAGCUGCAUCAUCAACAAAAGCAACAACAGCAAAUACAGCCAGAGUGGGUAGAACAGCCAUUGACCCAAAUUCAGUUGGGACAACUAAAAAACAAACUUGUAUCUCUAGCACAAGUUGAGGCUGCGUUACGAUCUCGAAUGGCAAUGAACUCUAAUAAUGGCAGUCCAUUAUCUGUAUCAAAAUCUACAGGAUCAAGACAACCACAACAACAGCAAGAGAAUAAACAAUUUUUUACUCAGGAUCAGCUGCAAAGAGCCCUGUCACAAAAUAGCCAAAUAAGUGGCACAGUAUUACCUAACAUGGAUCCAAAACCAAUGCCACAUUCAGGAACAAUGCACCUCCCUACACAACUGCAGCAGCAACAACAACAGCAGCAGCUUAUGCAACAACAACAACAAUGGCUGCAACAAAAACAGCCGUUACAACAGCCUCUUGAGCAAAAGCAAAAAAGACCACGGAAUCAAACACAGCCAUUUGCAAAAUCGUACUUGCAGCAAGAAAAAGGUCCAGGACAUCAACCAUUACAGCGUAACAGUCCCAACAUAAUGCAACAACAACUACAGCAGCAAUCGCAGGCAUCUCAAAAUGUGCUAAACGCCCAUUAUCCAUCUACAAACAACAGAGGCAGAGGCAGAGACAUCGUUUACAAUCGAAACAAGACGUUAAACACAGGUUUCCAGCAUCCAGCUUAUCAAAGUGUAAGGCCAAAUCAAGAUCGCCAGUUGCCUAAUUUACCUAAAAAUCCAACUAGUAAAAAAUCCCCAGUUAGUAUCAAUUCAGAUCCUGCGAGUUGGGGACCCAAUUUUCUAGCCAAAUUUGGUGGAGUAAGAUUGAAUAAUAACAAUGUAAUACCAGGCAGGAGACAACAGACCAAAGGAAUACUAAAAUAUGUCAAUACUCGUAUUUUAAAUUCAGGUGGAGCUGGCCUUAAUAACAAUGAUGGCACAAAUUCGGUGAAUGCUGCAAGUGGUAUAUCAUUGCAAAAUAAAGGUAGCAUUAUUAAUAAUGAUCGUACAAAUGUGAUAAAUUCUAAUGACUUAAAUACUGGUGGUAUUGUUUCAAGACACAGAAACAACGGAAUACUUUUAAACACGGGGAAUACUGGUUCACCGCAAAAGAACAGUGACAUCUCUACACUCAUCAACACCCUUGGUAUUAGAAAAAAUAUAGACACAAGUGGUUUUGGACGUAAUUUAAAUAUUGCAAAUUCGGGAUUGUUAAACACUGGACGUAACAUUUCAAAACAAAAGAACAGUGGAAUGACUACCAACGGAUUGGGAAGAAACAAUCAACUACCGAGAUUAGCGAACACAUUGGACUCCCAAACACAGAACAGUAUUCUCAAUGCAGUACUGAGAAUGUUGACUUUAGGUUCAAGAAAUCAGAAUCAGAACCAAGCGUUUUUGCUCAAUUCUAGACGUGGAGGAAUGUUUCAGCCUGGAAAGCAGGCUCGGCACAUUAUAAUACAGUCGGGUGGCAACCCACAGAGUCUUCUAAGACGUAACCAGUUAGGUAUGCUACCACACAUACUAAAUGGGAGAGGUGGAUCACUGCUUCCAGGCCAGCACAGGAACCCGCUCUUGUCGAACAUUCUGCCAGGUCAGAUGGGUGCAGGAAUGGGCAGCUCGUUACCUCAUCAUCUGCUGGGACAAUUUUCGUCUUUGUUUCAGAAACCAAAGUUCGAUCCACUACGACCUCCGCCUUUCGGAACACCAGAAUUUACAGCUUGGUUUCGACAAAUGGAUCAGCUGGGGAUUGAUACCCCUUACGAUAUUCCGGAUCCACCAGAUCCAACCCCGCCACCUCUCGUGAUGCCGCCAACACUUCCACCAGUUCCACCAACGGCUGCUGUUACAAACGGACUGGCGCCACAAACACAAGGAAAUGCUGCCCCAGGAUUAGAGUUGGGGAAACUUUUGACUUCACCAAUCGGUAUUUCUUCCACAAGUGUAAAUGUGCCAGGCAAUGCAGUAACUUCGCUUCCACAAUCACCGCAGCCUGUCCUCAAAAACCUAGGUACAUCGCCAGCACCAGCACCAAUAUCAGCAGUGAUGGACCCAGCAACCAAAUCACUUAAUUCUUUGCUUAUUCAAAUCUUAGCAUCUCUAGCACCCGAAAUCCUUAGGAUGAAUAUGUCGGAUGUAGCAAACGCAAAGCACCUCGCCUUAUUUGAAGCACUGUUAGAAGGAACACCACAAGAGUCUGUUUCACAGUCCAACAUAGCAAAUCACCAAGUUACAGCAAGCCCUCAACAGACAAAGCCACAACAGAACAACCCAGCUCACCAAGUUCCAGCAAGCCCUCAACAGACAAAGCCACAACAAAACAACCCAGCUCACCAAAUUCUAGCAAGCCCUCAACAGACAAAGCCACAACAGAACAACCCAGCUCACCAAGUUCCAGCAAUCCUUCAACAGACAAAGCCACAACAGAACAACCCAGCUCACCAAGUUCCAGCAAUCUUUCAACAGACAAAGCCACAACAGAACAACCCAGCUCACCAAAUUCUAGCAAGCCCUCAACAGACAAAGCCACAACAGAACAACCCAGCUCACCAAGUUCCAGCAAUCCUUCAACAGACAAAGCCACAACAGAAUAACCCAACUCACCAAGUUCCAGCAAGCCCUCAACAGACAAAACCUCAACAGAAGAUCCUAACAGCACCUUCAGUGUCUACAUUACCUAUAAACAAUAUAAUGGGUAGUCAGCAAACUCACCAGAAUUAUCAAUAUUCACCUACAAUCCCAACUUCUAAUGGCAUAAUAAAACUAGAACAGUCCAAUACUUUAAUUCAGGGGAAUCAUGCAGCUCUACCCAUUCCUUCUUAUCAAAAACCGGUUGUAAGUAAUGUCCCUUUACAUCAGCCAUCUCAGAAUGGCCAAUAUGACUCUUCUAACGUUCCAUAUAACACGAGAGUAAUGCAUACCCAAGAUCAGAAUUAUUCUCCACCCAUAAUUGACACUCUUGUAACGCAGAAUCAACCUGCGAAUAUUCCUUUAUCGACUACUCGAACAUUAAUAGACAAAAACACCAUAACCAGCCAAAUCUCUACUAGUGCUCACCAGAAAGAUAUGAAUGCGAUGACGUUUGGACAAUGGAAGUCUGAGGUUCGACCUGUAGAUACAGCCAAUAUGAUGCCUAUGGCAGCAGAAACAACAGUGGUGGCUGGAACAAAACCAUUGCAAAUUAAACCAGACCAACUACUGUUGCACACACCCACUAAUCAACAACUACCUGCGUCCAAAAGUUAUACGAUUACACCUGGAUCAAAUAUAACUAAUGGAAUCAUUUCGGCUUCAAACGCAGGAGUAUCUACGGCAGUGAACAAUGUUAGACCAGUACAGUCAGGACCUACAGUAACUGUAAAUAAUCAAAUGCCUGGAACUAGCAGUCAAAGUCAGCUUCAGACCAUGAUAAAUAAUUUAUCUCUAACCCCAUUUGAACUGGCCAUAUUGGUAUCUGUUUUACGUGGAGGGUUUGAGAACAAAAUUCAGGAAUCAGUAAGCAAUGUGUCGAGUAAGUCUAAUAUGAUGAAUAAUGCCAAUAUGAUGAAUAAUCCCAACAUGAUGAAUAAUCCCAACAUGAUGAAUAAUGCCAAUAUGAUGAAUAAUGCCAAUAUGAUGAAUAAUCCCAACAUGAUGAAUACUGUCAAUAUGAUGAAUAAUGCCAACAUGAUGAAUAAUGCCAAUAUGAUGAAUAAUCCCAACAUGAUGAAUAAUCCCAACAUGAUGAAUAAUGGCAAUAUGAUGAAUAAUCUCAACGUGAUGAAUAAUCCCAACAUGAUGAAUAAUUCCAAUAUGAUAAAUAAUACCAACAUGAUGAAUAAUGCCAAUAUGAAGAAUAAUCCCAACAUGAUGAAUAAUGGCAAUAUGAUGAAUAAUCCCAACAUGAUGAAUAAUCCCAAUAUGAUAAAUAACCCUACGACCGAAGGACCGAAGUCUGUGCAUCAUGCACAACCUGCACAACCUGUGCAACCUGUGGACCAGUCAUUAAAUGUCGCAUAUACACAUUUUAGUUCUGUUUCGAAAAUGCUACCUAACAGCCAGUUUGAAAGAGAGUUUAACGUAAACAGAAGAACAUCUGCCACGUUUAAUGCAGAUAAACAAGCACCCCAAGAAUUGUAUGGUGUGAUAGAACAAGAACAAGUCAAUGACACAAUAGUUAAUCUUAUGCCUACACCAGGUAGUACUAGGCCUGCUAUUGCCAACAAUCUCCCUUUAGGUGUUACUAAUACCCAACAGACAGUAGUAGGUUGGAUUCUAAAUGGAAACAGAAAUAAUAACACCAUAUUGUCAAGUUCUGGAAAUAAAACAUUAACUAGAGUUCCCAAGCGGUUGUCUUCAGGGAUACAUUUAUCAACAUUCACGCAACAGAACAUGGAACAGGAAAACAAAGGCAUCACGUCUGGCCAAAAUUCAAGACGUGAUAAGGCACAGGCAAUAGAUCAAAACUAUAAUAUAGAAACUAAUGAAAAUAACUCAAAUCAAAGAAUUGCCAAUGGAUUGAGCGAGACAAAACAUCAAUUUAACACUAUUUCUGUGCCACAUUCCCCCAAACAUACAACAAAAUAUAAUACUAAUACUAAACUUAUCAACAGUAAAAAAGAACUGUCACCCAGAAAUACAGCAUUACCAAAUGGAAAACUUAAAUCAUUUAAUUCCAGAAAUGGUAAUGUUAUUAUGUCUGCUGCAGCAAAUAAGCCUAUUGAUCACACAAAACCGAACCAUGGUAGCUUACCAAAGUUUAAAUUAAACGAACAAUUACAGCUAGAAAAUCAGUUUGAUCUUCAAAAUCACCCAAUUAUGUUAGAUUUGUCCUCUUUAACACCUUUCGAAAUGGAAUUGUUAAAGGCUCAUUUGCCAAAGGAACUGAGAUCGGUGGUGCCAAAUAUGCCAGCUGCAACUCUAGCUGCAGGUUCUCAAACUGUUAUCUCAGAAACUGGACCUGAAAAUGCAUCAAGUUCGAUGGCAAACAAACAAAAUACGCCUACAGUGGAACAGUCCAUAUCCAGCACCUCAAACGCAAACCUGAAUAAGACAAAUGCUGCAUCUGUACUUCCGAAAAGCAAUCAUGGACUUGAUUUAUCGGGAUUUUCGUCAUUGGAACUAAAUAUGCUUAAGUCAGCUCUCGUUAAACAAAACACGAACUCCAUUUCUUCGACAGGUAACUCCAUUCACGGAUCAGCCCAACCUAAAAUUUUGAAUACAAACGUGCCUCAAGACGUAACACAGUCUUUAGAUGCAAAUUUAGUUACUUCUAAAACUGACUUAGCAAACACUAGUCCUAAAAUUAAGAGCCUAUCUUUCGAUUCUAACUCGGUCACAUCAAGCAGCAAUGCAAUUACGAAUCCAACAGAGAUCAGUUUUACAGAACAAGUUCAAACACACGCAGAACCACAAUAUUCUGGUUUAUCUUUCUUGUCUAAAAAUGAAAUAGAGAUUCUUAAAUUAGCUCUUCGUGGAGGGACCUUUCCUAAUGCUUUGCCCAGACAGCCAACGGCAAAUAACAGGAAUAAUAAUGCUCUUCCUGUUGAAACCAAUGCUUUGCUACCAGUAGGACAAAAUACUAUCAGCAUUAGGUCGCAGUUAAUGUCCCCCAAACAAUCAUCGCCACAAGCAGGUCUUUCUACUUAUAAACAAGGCACUAGUAACUUAGAUAUACCAAUGGAGGUAACAAAUUCGAUUCCAUCCAGUAACCAACCAGCAAAUUUAAAAAGGUCUGCAAGCAGAACAUUGAUAUCAUCUGCGGCAGGAUCGGCUGCCAAUAAUAAACUUUCUGUGGCGAAGUCUGGGAUAAGUUCUUCUAAUUUGGCUGGUGUAUCUUUGACACAUUAUAUCGGGAAGUCCGCAACAGGUGCUGUUGGUAGAAGUCGUUUGUCCCAAAACACCAUUACGAAAGGAAUAUCUUCAAAUUUCCACCAGUCUGAAGGGGUUCAUGGAAUCAAAGAAGUGCCUGAGCUGGACGGGUUAACAGCAGGUGAACAUAAUCCAUUGACUAGCUCAGUAAACAGUCUUCCUGUUAUUAACCACAACGUGAGAGCAGCUGUAGCAUCCAAUAUUCCACCUUCUAGUAUCCCUCUUGCAAACCACAUCAAUACGGUUGCAAACACCCAAGCAUCAGUGGAACUAAACCCUAUGGAUGGAGCCGCCCAUGACGUUACUAUUAAUGAUGGUGUUAAUGCUCCACAAGUGAACUCAGUAAACAUCCCAGCUCCUAAAAUACUAACAGGUGGAAAUGGUGACUUAAAUCUGAUUGAUUUGAACCCACCGUUUCUUGCAAAUGAUGGUGUUCGUGCUCCACAGGUGAACUCAGUAAACAUCCCGGCUCCUAAAAUACUAACAGGCGGAAAUGGUGACUUAAAUCUGAUUGAUUUGAACCCACCGUUUCUUGUAAAUGACGUUUCGACAACCUCAGCUUCAAAUGGUGGAGGACUGACAACUAGCAAAACUGUCCAAGCAACUACCAACCCCGCCAUGACAGUUCUUCAAUAUUUGAGAAAAAUGCUGGAAAUGCCGACAAUUGAGGGGAUGAAAAACUUCAUAGCAAAAUAUCUGUUUGCAAGCGUUGUUACUAAAUUGUCAAUGUCAUCAACAUCAACAAACUUAGAAAAAACUAUAUCUUCAGCAUCUUCGAACACAACUGAAGAACACGCAGAAGAGGAGCAAGGACUGGAAGGUACAACGGUUGCCCCAGACUUAACAACUGAAGAACCCUCAGACGAGGAACAAAGCGCAGAAUCCAAUUCUACGAUGGCUACAACAGAAGAAUACGAAUAUUACGACGACUAAGCCUAAUGUUACUGAUAUUCGGAAACAUGGACGACUGAUGAUCUACGUUCAACUUAUGACAUACUGAAGCUCAUUCUCACAUCAACUCUUCUGAGGUUGUAGCAGACGGCUCAUAUUGUUCAUCAAGCAAAUCAUCAGACAGAAGACGCGUUGGCUUAUCAAUGUUCUUUUCGUUUUUACAUUGAUGUCCGACUUUGUACAACCCUUGGAAAUUAUCGUGCUAUUUAAUGUACAGAGAUAUUUAUAUAAGAGUAGUAUUUAAGUAGAUCAAAUUAUAACACAUUUAGCAGACCCAUAGAAACGGAGGGAGGGGGUUAGAGUGGCACGAGGAGCUUGUGCCCCAACUAGAUCACCAUAAGAUUUACCUUUUUUUGUCUUCUACCAGUGUAUGUAUAGUUUUUAAAGAAGCCGAAUAUUAUCAAUUAAACAUUGUAAUUUUCUUAUUCAGAUUCUAUCCAAAGAUAUAAAUUUUACGGUGGGCGGAGGUGAGAGUGGGUAGCUCUGCACUCUAACGCGUUCGGGCCCAAACAUAUCAACUUCCUUAUGUGUCUGUUCAGUAUUAUUAUCAAACAUUGUAAAUCAUUAUAUAUUUUAUUACAAAAUGCCAUUUAACGUCUUUUACUUAUGCUUUAAAAAUAUAUAAUUAAAUUAUCGUGCCAUUCAUUACCUGACAUUUAUUUUAGUUUUUCUUCUAAGUAUGUCAAUAUUUUUCAGAUAAUAUAUUGGAAUAUAUGUUUUUAAUAGACUGGUUUCAGUAAAAUAGGUUAAAGCUGCAAUAUCGACGCAAUCUGAUUAAAAUUAGCUCUACUGGUCUACCAGUAGAUCUAACAGCAUUGCGUUGACUCCCAUGUCCAGAUGACAUUUCAUCUAUAAAUAACAAUUUAAAUAUCGACCACUUACA
This is a messenger RNA of Gigantopelta aegis, 8850 nucleotides long. RefSeq lists its product as uncharacterized. The record is from RefSeq and is a predicted model, not a curated record. Bases 9 to 7949 code for a protein of 2646 amino acids. The transcript has 10 exons. Lineage: Eukaryota; Metazoa; Mollusca; Gastropoda; Neomphalida; Peltospiridae.